AAAUUUAAUUCAACUAAUUUUCAGACAUGCCAUGAAUAAAACGGAUUGCCGGGAUCAUCUAGCACUGCGCCUUGAGAACUAUAAUUUCCCAAAUGGCCUUAUUAAGAGAAAUAGCUUCCACGGCGAAUAUACAUUGCAGAGCCUAGUCUUAAGCAAUUGUCGACUGAGGCACAUUGUUGACGGCGCCUUUGAUCAACAAAGUUUGCACAAGCUACAAAAUCUAGAAUUAAUUAAUACCAAACUGAAGAAGCUAACGAAUGAAACACUUCGAGGUCUCUUACAGCUCUCCAACUUUACACUGAUCAAUAAGAGAAAAUCGUUGAGAUGUAAAGGACUUCUAUUGCCCGUGGCGCACAGUCUAAGAUCCGCAAAGAUAAGUCUGCCGUAUACGAGAAAAAUCUAUGAGCCUACAUAUUUCUUUGGUCAAGCAACCUAUGAACACUUAAAGGUCUUAGAUCUUAGCGGAAAUAACAUCGGAGAAGCCGUGGAAAUGCAGACUUUUGAGCGUAUGCCAGCUCUAGAGCAUCUUAACUUGGCGAAUUGUCGAUUGAGAAGUAUUUACUUUGAUCCAAGUAACGAACUUCGAUAUCUGGACUUGAGUGGCAACAAGCUAACAGAGUUGAGUGUUCAGUUUAUACUAGCUGCAAGAGAGAGGAAUAUAAAGCUUAAUCUUGCGGCUAAUAAUUGGGAUUGUAGCUAUGCCAAUGUGGAUCUGUUUGAGCUCUUAAACAUAAAGCCUUGCCUCGAGUCUGUACGAAAAACACGAGAAUUGAUUAGUGAUGCUAAUACUCUAGGUGCUUCAUAUGAAUCCACCACUGAAUCGAAAUACGAAACUUCAAUAGUAACAACAACAACGCCAAGAACCACACAAUCUUUAGCUAAGCAGCGAAUUCCGGUCAUAACAACUAGUUCAACAACUACGCAAUCUUCAGCUAAGCCGCAAGUUCCGGUCAGAACAACUAGUUCAACAACUACAACUACAACUACUGAGCCACCCACAUGGAUCACAGAGACGACGCCGAAUAUAACACCUGACUGGACCACUCCAUGGGAUAUACCAGCGACAACCGAUUCAGAAAACGAUGAAAACUCUCUGCUCUAUGACGAGAUGGUUUGUGUGAAUGCCCAGAAGGAGAGUCUCGGCAGCACAGCCAUAGCCUACAAUGCAAAGAUGACAAUUGUGGAUGAUUCCGAGCAUAUGGUCAAGGUGAUUUUGUCUCAAUUCAAGGCGGAUGUCUGGAGCAUUGUGUAUUUUUCAAAUGCCAAGGAUAAACGUGAAAUUGAUAAUGGCAAUUCAGUUGACAGCUUUAAUAGUAAAAUAUUACAGAUUAGUUCCUUAAAUUGCGGAACUUCAUACGUAUUUUGUCUGAUUAUAGACAAAACUACGACUUCUCCAUUUAAUUGCCGUUCGCAUCGCACAAGGCCUUGUCUCAGGCAGCGACUGUGGUUCGAGAGACACAGUGUUUCAAUAAUAAUUUCAGCAAUCUUUGGAAUGCUACUGAGUGUGGCUCUCGGUGUACUCGCUGUGUACGCCAUUCUCAGGAUGCGACCGACCUGGCUUUGGGGCAGCAAACGGCUGCUGCGCCCGACAUCACAGUCGAAUACAAUGCUUCUGCUGCCAAGGGAAUACGAAAAGGAGGCGUACGAUGCCAUACGCUAUGCCAAUCCGAAUGCCAGCAUUCACGAAUAUGCAUCGUACUACCGGCACUUGGAAGGAGCCCAACUCUAUCGUGGAGGGUCGAAUAAGUACAAUGUACCGCCCACAGAACGUGCCCCAUCCAUACCACCGUCCGUGCAGAAAAACAUAAUAUCCAGUAUUCCUAAUACAUAUACCUAUGAAUCCUUUGAGGUGUAUGAAGAACUUUACUAA
Messenger RNA from Drosophila navojoa, 1870 nucleotides. RefSeq lists its product as uncharacterized. The record is from RefSeq and is a predicted model, not a curated record. Gene Ontology annotation, molecular function: protein binding. Gene Ontology annotation, cellular component: plasma membrane. Lineage: Eukaryota; Metazoa; Arthropoda; Insecta; Diptera; Drosophilidae.